UUGUUGACCUUUUUUUGUUUGAAGAAUAUUUUAGAAACAAUCAAACGAAAGAGUGUAAUUUAAACUAGCCGGUCUUGUACAAAAGUUAAUAAUUUACCGUAUAAAAUUGCAUGUUCAAAGCUGAGUUAGUAAAACUAAACCCAAAAUCAAAUACGAGGAUCGUGAACGAGAUUGGCCAUGUGUGAUUUGUGCAUUAUUUGCUGAUUCUAAACUAAAUGAUGAAUGAUUCGGAUUCUGAGUACGAGGAAACUGAGUAUUUGGUGUUUGCGGAUUUUAAAAACCAAUUGCCACCCCACCUGCUAAAGCACGAGAAUGCAGCGAUUAAAAUUAUAGGAGUGGAGAGCGACAAACCCAUGGCCGAGGUAAAUGGCAGCAUUUACAAAGGCACCUACGAGCAAUCCACGGGGACGAAUGUAUUUUUCGAAAAGGACACGGAACGCUCGCCGGCUGACCCGCUUUUCGAGACAGCCUGUCGACAGAAGUACACAUACCUGGACAAGUCCGACAAAGUAAUUACCUUUGAGCGGGUUUACGUAGAGAAAUUGCCGGUAGAGACUGAGAAAGCAACAAAGGCGCAAGGGACGCCCAUUGCCGAAGACACGGACACGCCACAGACAACGAAACUGAAUAUCACCUAUAAGGAAGCAAUAAAUAAGUUCGGAGAGGAGCUUUAACUUUGCGCCAUGGAAAUGUAUCUCGAGACGCUGGAACGACCCAUACAUCUGCGUUCUUUUCUUUCCGACUACCAAGAAAAACUUCCCAAAGCAACUGGCGGGACAGAGGAAGUGCCAUUCUUUUUCUCCGCUGCCUCGCCGGUGU
Drosophila subobscura is the source of this 819-nucleotide messenger RNA. RefSeq lists its product as uncharacterized. The transcript is spliced from 2 exons. Gene Ontology annotation, biological process: transcription by RNA polymerase III. Gene Ontology annotation, cellular component: transcription factor TFIIIC complex. Bases 216 to 674 code for a protein of 152 amino acids. Lineage: Eukaryota; Metazoa; Arthropoda; Insecta; Diptera; Drosophilidae. The record is from RefSeq and is a predicted model, not a curated record.